AUUAUAUCAUUGGCUAACGACGUGUCACCUGAUUAGAAAGUCACCUCCCGGUAGGAAGUGGUGUGAGAAGCUAGCGUUAGCUUAGCGACCUUUAAUCAUCCAGAACCUGGCUGCGAUAUAACUUUAUUACUAAAUCCCCUGAAGGGACAGAGGUGGGGCCAUGCCUCAGAAAGAUCCGUGUCAAAAGCAAGCAUGUGAGAUUCAAAAGUGUUUACAAGCCAACAGGUAUGUGGAGAGCAUGUGUGAGGACGUGAUCCGGGAGAUGCGGCGCUGCUGCGAGACUCAGGCCGGAAACUCCAUCUGCUGCUCCGGGUUCAGGGAGACUCAACCCCCGGAGGAGAAGAGAAGUCACACAUAGCUGCCUUCUAGCCAUGUCACAAUGGCACUGUAUCUGUGUUGCACUCAUUCAGCCACUACUGUGUAAGGUGCCAUCAGGGCUGAAUGAUAUACGGUCAAAAUAAUAUCCCGAUGAACAUGUUCUCAUCAAUCGAUAUCGAUAAUCCUCACGAUUUAAAGACUCCUAAGCAUUACAUGAAUAUUAAUUGGUGAAGAUUAUGUUGCAAUACUUAUUGGUAUUGAUUUAUUGAGCAGCCCUAAUUGCAACUGAUGCACAAUGUGGAUGAUUAUGAAUGCACAGGUGACAUUAUUUUUGACAUGUCCUUGCAGAAAUACACUGGAGCUUAGAUCAGCCACAGUAUGAGUGCAAUCUAUAUUAAUGUUAUAAUUUAACUUAGUGUUGUUUAAUAAUGUCGCACCUCUCCGGCACGGUCCCAGCAAAGAGUUCAACAACAUGACACCACCUGUCCAAUGUAGUAUGUAUUUAUUAAAGGGAAGUUUUGUGAA
Platichthys flesus (European flounder) is the source of this 843-nucleotide messenger RNA. RefSeq names its product C-x(9)-C motif containing 4 homolog (S. cerevisiae) (gene cmc4). The transcript has 3 exons. Bases 161 to 358 code for a protein of 65 amino acids. NCBI's taxonomy places the organism in Eukaryota, Metazoa, Chordata, Actinopteri, Pleuronectiformes, Pleuronectidae. The record is from RefSeq and is a predicted model, not a curated record. Gene Ontology annotation, cellular component: mitochondrial intermembrane space.